CCCUGUCCUGUUACACGGAAGAGAAAAAAAUCUGUAAAAGACGGUCUUUUUCUCUGCUGUCUUGGUCUGACAUUGUUUUCCCCUGCUAUUAAUCUUCCUGUGCAGCAAACCAAAAGCAAUGGAGUCAACACGGAUCGAAUACAUCAAGGAGAACAUAUACAUACCUCCACAGGUACAGCCUGAGAGACCUGCGAUUCCGGCUCGUCACCCGUCUCUCAUUCUCAACGACAAGAUAAGCGAUGCCAGUGUGACUUUCCAGUGUGGCUGCAAGGGCGGAAAGUGCAUCAAGGAGACUGCUGACUGGCUCUACGGCCCGAACGGUGAGAUCAACAACCCACACGACGAUUGCACCAAGACGGAGGCUUACCACUUCAAAAAUCUUAUGCACGACAGUGUGGGCAGGCAACUAUGACGAGUAGCCCAGUCGGUCAUCGCUAAAAGAUUCUUGGCGUACUCCCCCUUUCCCAUUUUCCUGCUUUUUGAGUCAUUGCACCCUAUUCCAUACAAUAGCUAUAUAUCUGCUUUUAUGUUUGUACAAACGCCCUUCUAAUCAUAAUAUUCUGCUCUGAUAACGCUACUGUAAAAAU
This is a messenger RNA of Pichia membranifaciens NRRL Y-2026, 587 nucleotides long. RefSeq lists its product as hypothetical. The coding region runs from base 119 to 412 and encodes 97 amino acids. NCBI's taxonomy places the organism in Eukaryota, Fungi, Ascomycota, Pichiomycetes, Pichiales, Pichiaceae. The transcript has a single exon. The record is from RefSeq and is a predicted model, not a curated record.